AGGAGGCGCAGCAGCGGUCAGCUCGUCUGGGUGGAGUGAACUUUAGGCAUGUAAUAGAGCUAAUUAGCCCAACAGAGAACGUUAUGGCAGAGUAGCAAAAGCUCUAAAAGACCAAGAAUAUCCGCGGGAAAAGGAACAAGAGGCUGUGAGAUGAUGGGUGAUGUGACUGAGGAGUCGCUGUUGAAUUAUUUCUUCUCUGCCGGUGGGAACUCCGGCAGAGUGAAAAAUGCAGAUAUGCUGAAGACGUUUAAGCCCUUCAUUGGCCACAGUGACCCGCAGUUACGCGCUAAAUACAGAGAGGAAUUCAAGCUAAUCAUCGACAGAAUUGCUGUGGUGAAGUCAGAGAAUGGAGAGAAAUAUCUCGUCCUAAAGAAGAAGUACAGAAACUUGCUGCAGGAGCGAGACACCAGACAUCAUGAGACAGACGGAAACGCUCAGAGAAAUCAGAGCCUGGCCAGAGUCACAGCCGCUGCGCAGUGGGAGGCGAUGGACAUCCUGACAUCAUCUCCUUCCAAGAAAGAAGAGCAGGACGAGCCAAUGUCAUGUGGAGAGCCUGAUGAAGAGGAACAGCAGGCUGGAACAGACAGUGUUCAUCACUUUUCACACCCACCUUCUGCUGCCCACAUCAAUGAUCCCUCAGCACUAAACAACGGGGAGGAUGAGCUGGACAGAGAUUCAACAUCAAAGUCCGAGUCGGAACAUGACGAGGAGUCCACUGGCAGCAUGGGCUCCGCUUCUGUCGCCCUGGAUCCUACAGAGAAAGAGUGGAUCUACCACGCUGCCAGCGCUCGAGUGCCUGACCUCUCGCAGUUGCUCAUGCAGGAACCCUCACUGGCAAAUAAAAAGGACUUCACCUCUGUCUUUACCGCUCUGCACUGGGCCGCCAAACACGGCAACGAGAACAUGGCCGUUCUAGUGGCUGACGCUGGAGCAGAUGUCAACACUAAAUCUCAUGGGGGAUACACACCUCUGCACAUUGCAGCGUUGCAUGGUCAUCGUCACAUUCUUGAUCUACUCAUUGGAACUUAUGGGGCAAAAGAAAACGUCCGAGACUACAGCGGCCGUCUUCCCGGCCAUUAUCUGAACAUCAAAGACCCUGAAGGUCCCCAGGAGGACUGCGACCUGCAAUUUCAAGUCGCUCAGGCCAGGGAGAGGAACAAGAACAGGAAGUUGGUGUCGUUGUUUCACUCCAAGAAGAAGUGGGGCUCAGCGGAGGAGCUGGCUCCGAUAGAGGAGGAGAGGACAGCGUCGCAUCAGCUCGCCCUUCCUCCUUUCAGGCCCAGAAAGUUCUCCCGCUGAGGAAAAACACACAUUCAACACACACACACACUGACCAAACAGUACUACAAAUAAUAUGAGCAGAUGCAUAACCUGGAAACACUUAAUAACGCAACUAGAAGGCAAUAUGGGACACAGAUGCUGCAACGUAAAGUACAAAUUUGAAAGUGCUGCUUUAUUCAUAUGUACAUUAUGCUAUUCACUGAAGUAUUUUGAAGCUUGCAAAGUUUUAAUGAAUGUUACUAAAUGUUACUUAUGAUGUAACGUGUUACAGGGUCACAUCAGUUCAGGCUGCAGGAUUCUCAGAGCUUAACAUUUUCAUUUAGUGUAAUUUGAGAGAGGAUGGAGAUGAGUGGAAAACAUUUAGUUACUGAUCAUGUUCUGGAAUUUAGUUUUCUCUGCAGACGCUAAGUAAGACUGUCAGUGUUUUAGUUCCUUAGCUUGUCCUGAGUUCAAAAUCUGAUCAGGAAAACAUUUUCAAUAUAUAUAUUUGUUUUUUUAGAUAAAAUUUGCAGGGAAUUAGGGAUUGCAGAAUGAAUGAUGAGAAAACGAAUCCACAAUUCUGUUAAAAGUAUAUUAAACAAGUUUGUUUCUAUUUUAACCACUCAUUAAAAUCUUUGUUCCUAAAAAAUAUGUGAACAUUUUGCAAAAGAUAGUAUCCACUUAGAGCUUUAGCCUUACAACUUGCUAAGUUAGGAAUUCAUAACCUAAAAAAAAUAAACCUUUGGUUUGUGACAACAUGUCAAAAAUGCUUCUGUCACAAGGAUUAAACCUGCUCCAGUUUUUAUUAAAGACAAAAAUGUAUUAGAGUUAAAACAUUUGGAGCACCAUUACAACCUUGAAGUGGUAUAAGGAAAACUUCUUCACCAAUUUAACACAAAAAGGCAAAGUGGAAAAAAUUCAGUCCUACCUUACUUUAAUACUUAAUCUUUUUUAAACUUUAUUCUAAAUAUAUUUUUAAAAUGUAGCCUUUCAUUACAAUGUAAU
Molecule: messenger RNA, 2265 nt
Organism: Xiphophorus couchianus (Monterrey platyfish)
Lineage: Eukaryota; Metazoa; Chordata; Actinopteri; Cyprinodontiformes; Poeciliidae
Product: ankyrin repeat domain-containing protein SOWAHA
Exons: 14
Coding region: 151-1299 (382 amino acids)
Molecular function (GO): protein binding
Source: RefSeq, a predicted model, not a curated record